Molecule: messenger RNA, 1190 nt
Organism: Lobosporangium transversale
Lineage: Eukaryota; Fungi; Mortierellomycota; Mortierellomycetes; Mortierellales; Mortierellaceae
Product: t-SNARE
Exons: 7
Coding region: 213-1106 (297 amino acids)
Biological process (GO): vesicle fusion; exocytosis; intracellular protein transport
Cellular component (GO): plasma membrane; endomembrane system; SNARE complex
Molecular function (GO): SNARE binding; SNAP receptor activity
Source: RefSeq, a predicted model, not a curated record
CUUGGCUAAGAGAUGUGAACUGGAGUAAAAGGAGUAAUGACUAUCGAAGCUGUUUGUUGUCCUUCUCCGUUCUCUUGCUUCUCUUCUUCUUUCUUUCCCUAGUCACUAUCUUUAUCGAAUUGGUCUCUUCUGUAAUACUUAGCUCUUCUUCUACAACACGUUUGCUCCAUUACGAUCUAUACCUUAACUGAAACCUCUUUGUUUGACUUACAAUGAGUCGUGAUCGCUUGAACGAUUUCAACAAUGGUUCUGCCGCAUAUGGCGACAAGGAUAAUGGCAAUCAAACGCCUGUUGAGCUUGCUCCUUUGCGUGGCGAUACAUUGAAUCAAUUCUUUCAAGAGACUGAAGUCAUUCAGACCAAGAUCCAACAAUUCCAGACUGGCAUCAGUGAGAUUGAUCAACUCUAUAGCCGAAAGCUCAGCUCCAGCGCUAGCGUUGAAGUUAUCAAGCAGCUGGAGGAAAGGACCCAAUCCACUAACAGUCUAUCAACCGAAAUCUAUGACCGACUUCGAGCCUUAACAUCGUCCAACAUGAAAGUGCGUACUAAAGAGGAAUAUGACCAACGUAAACUGAGGACAUCGACGCUGAGUAAACAAUUCAAGGAGGCUGUUAGCCGAUACCAAAAUGUACAGUAUGAGAAUGGACAAAAGGCUAAGGAAACGAUGGCGAGACAGUUCCGUAUUGCUAAUCCCCAAGCAACUGAAGAGGAUAUCAAGCGGUUGGUGGAUGAGGAGCAAGGUGGUGCUUUCACACAACAGCUGCUUCAGCAAACUAGAGGGCAACAGGCUACAUUGGCACUCAAUAAUGUUCAAGACCGGCAACGGGAACUGAAGAAACUUCAAGAGAGUGUUGUGGAAUUGGCUGAGCUGUACAAGCAAAUGGAGACUUUGAUCUUUGAUCAGGAUCUAACCUUUCAGCAGAUUGAAGGCAAUGUUAUGCGAGCAGAACAAGAUCUUGAAAAGGGCCUUGGACAGGUUGAUCUGGCCUAUCGAGAUGCCAGUGCGGCGAGGAAGAAAAAGUGGAUGGCUUUAGGCAUUAUAGUCCUCAUUAUUGCCAUUAUCCUCGUCAUUGGAGCAAUUCAAGGCUGGUUCCGACCAGCAAAUUAAGCGGCAAUGCUUAUUAUUCGAUAUUCUGUUAGCAAUUCAUUGAAAUAAAAUAAAGUGAUGUAUAUUAAGGGGCGGGGUUGAUCC